Ziziphus jujuba (common jujube) is the source of this 923-nucleotide messenger RNA. RefSeq names its product putative disease resistance protein RGA1. The transcript has 2 exons. The coding region runs from base 37 to 783 and encodes 248 amino acids. NCBI's taxonomy places the organism in Eukaryota, Viridiplantae, Streptophyta, Magnoliopsida, Rosales, Rhamnaceae. The record is from RefSeq and is a predicted model, not a curated record.
ACCAUAUGCAACAAUGAUCACCUGAUUGCACUCUCAAUGUGUCGAUAUCCGUUGCUGGGUUGGCUUAUCAUACGUGCAUCUCCCAAAACGAAGACAUUUCCGAAAGGAAGAUUGCCCUCCAAUAUCCAGAAAAUUCAUUUAACCCGAUGUAAUAAACUGGUGUCGCUUUCGGAAGAGGGAUGGCCGUCAAAUUUAAAAUCGCUUGAUAUUAUAUCUUGUAAAAAGCUAUUCGCCCACACCAACAGCAUGAAGUGGAAUCUGGGAAUGCUUACCUCUCUGAUGACCUUACGAAUCUGGUCAACAGGUGAAGUGGUGGAUACAUUUCCGGAGAAGGAAGGACAGCUUCCCACCUCUCUCACUUCUCUUUGGCUACGUGAUGUUCCAAAAUUGAAAUCCUUAAAUGGCAAGGCCUUUCGACACAUCACUUCCCUUCAAAUAUUGUGCAUUUCGGAUUGCAAACAGUUCCAGUGCUUGCCAGAGGAAGGGCUGCCCACCACUCUCACUACUCUUACUCUACGGAAUCUUCCAAACCUUGAAUCCAUAAACGGCAAGGCCAUUCAACACCUCGUUUCCCUUCAAAAAUUGGAUAUUCAUAAGUGCCAACAGCUCCGGUGCUUGCCAGAGGAAGGGCUGCCCGCAUCUCUUUCUCACUUGGAUAUCAGGCAGUGUCCUUCGAUGAAGCCGCGGUGUCAGAGAGGAACAGGGGAAGAUUGGCCCAAGAUCCAACACAUCCUGAGCAUACAAAUAGAUGACGAAGACAUAAGAUCCAUGCCUUCUCUGUAAACUUUUCAGUCAUGGUACUUGUUUCCCCACAAUGGACCAAACCUGAAGCUAUUUCCACAAGGGAGGAGGGAGGGAUUGCCUUACCACAUUCUAAAUGCUCUUUCUUCCUGCUAUCCACUGCAAUGCUUCCCAGCAGAAGG